Molecule: messenger RNA, 688 nt
Organism: Ylistrum balloti
Lineage: Eukaryota; Metazoa; Mollusca; Bivalvia; Pectinida; Pectinidae
Exons: 6
Coding region: 1-423 (140 amino acids)
Source: RefSeq, a predicted model, not a curated record
AUGCAAAUCAGUGCUAUCGUCCUCGGGCUCAUGGCUAUCGUGCUGACAGUGCAUGGUUCCAGCAUUGCCCAGAAGAGCGUUUCCGCUGAACCAUGGUCGUCAGAGGAAGUAGAUACUUCAGGAAAGGAAAUGGGCGAGGAGUUUGAGCUACUUGUGCUUUUUGACAAAUAUUCUAGUGUUCUAAACAGUAUCGCCCAAAAUAUAGAUGGAAUCAGAAACGUGUUAGACAAAUUUGGUGGACCUGAAGCUGCAUUACAAUUCGUCUCUCACGAUUUGAAACAAUUCCUCCACCGCCUUGAAAAGGACGAAAAAGCUGAACAAACCCAAGGCCAAAAUAGCGCAACCACUCCACAAACUGCUCAAGCUUCCCAACGAUCCAUGAAAGAAUUAUUGGCGAGAUUGAUGAAGAUAGCCAAACAGUAAAAAAAAAACCUGACUCCAUCCCUGAAGAUCCCGACCAAAUGAACGCAUGCUAACGACAGCCGAAAUAGAUAUACAAUGUACACUGUUUAUAUAUAUCUUCUUUUUUUGUAGUUGUCGUCUUUGUAUAGACCAGUAUCAACAUUUCGAACACUUUAUGUUCCACACCUCCUUGUACGUCGAAUUAACUUUUUUUCGUAAUGUUUAAUUUAAUUUUAAUUUUGAUUUUUCUAAUCUUUGUGCCAGGCCAUAUUUAUUAUUUGGAAUU